Messenger RNA from Strongylocentrotus purpuratus (purple sea urchin), 2956 nucleotides. RefSeq names its product phosphopantothenoylcysteine decarboxylase (gene ppcdc). The transcript has 4 exons. The coding region runs from base 46 to 462 and encodes 138 amino acids. Gene Ontology annotation, cellular component: phosphopantothenoylcysteine decarboxylase complex. Gene Ontology annotation, biological process: coenzyme A biosynthetic process. NCBI's taxonomy places the organism in Eukaryota, Metazoa, Echinodermata, Echinoidea, Camarodonta, Strongylocentrotidae. The record is from RefSeq and is a predicted model, not a curated record. Gene Ontology annotation, molecular function: phosphopantothenoylcysteine decarboxylase activity; FMN binding.
GAGGUACGUGUGGUGGCAACGGAGCACGCCAUCAAAUUCUUUGACAUGGCAACGUUACCAUCAGAUGUUAAACUUUACAGGGAUCAAGAUGAAUGGGAGGCCUGGAAGAAGAUCUCAGAUCCAGUCCUGCAUAUUGAGCUGAGACGAUGGGCUGAUGUGAUGGUCAUUGCUCCUUUAGAUGCUAACACAUUAGGCAAGAUAGCCAGUGGUAUCUGCGAUAAUCUUUUGACAUGUGUCGUCAGGGCAUGGGACAUGAAGCGCCCUCUGUUGUUCUGUCCAUCGAUGAACACCCACAUGUGGGAGCACCCCAUCACCCAUCGACAGGUUUCAGAGCUGACGUCCUUGGGUUAUUCUGAGAUCCCCUGCGUGGAGAAACUCUUGGCUUGUGGAGACAAAGGUUUUGGAGCUAUGGCGGAGGUCAGGACAAUAGUAGACAGAGUGAAGGAUAUCUGCAACGGAUGAUAUUGAGUUGAUGUCAUAGGUCAUAGGUCAAGCAAUCAGUACUGCCCAUCCACGGGCGAUGUCUUUAUCAUAUAGAAGUUUACAUCCUAAAGAAAUACUGCAGAUAGAUGUGAAGUGAAUCAGUUUGAAAGGGAUGAGGACAGUGAUAGCAGCAAUUGGUAAGAUUUGGGAGAUGAAAUGAAAUUUUGAUUUGGACAUGAUACAGCAAAUGAUAGGUCUAUUUUCUAAAUGUGAGCUCUCAUGAACUUUAAGAGGUCAUAAGAGGUCAGAGGUCAGUUAGACAGGACCACCCGUCCAUAUGGGUGAUUUCUGCAUCACAUGGUGGCUUGCAUCCUACAGAUGUACAUGUACACCUCUUGGUCUAUGAAGAUUGUAAACUAAUGUGCAGAGAUUCAAUUUAAAGGAAUGAACUUUCAAUGAUGCGGCACAAGUGGACUAUUUUGUGCAAUAUUGCAGCAAGUUUGUAGGGAUGGACUGUCAUGCCAUAUGUGAGUUCUUUCUAUGGAUGGAGUGACCACUUUCCAUUGCUAAUGUACUUGUAAUCUGAAGAGGAAUAAAUCUGAAAGAUUUUAUUUUCUUGAAUACAGUGAAGAAGUUGAAUCAAAUUCAACCAAAUUCCAAUUUGCAUUUUCUGCGUCACUGCCCAUAUAUAUGUUGGCAACCCUGAUGAACUUACUGAUGAACAUCCACUUCUUAGGGACUAUUCUCAUCAAUUGGCACAGAGAAAUGUUUAGUGCCUUAUCAGAAGUUUGUGAAAUUACCAAUAUCUGACCGGACUAGGCCAUGAUACUAACUCCCCAAUGGAAUAUAUUAUGUAGUACUCCUAUAGCUUAUUGAAAGUAUCAAUUAGUUUAAAAGGUUGGCUAAUUUUUGUACUUUUCAAAGGAAAACAUUUUUUUCCUUUUUGUGCCUUUUUGUUGUUGCUGGUAUUUUGUGGACCUGGUCAAACCAUUUAAUUUCAUUUAAAUUAAAAUUUCUUUGUAAAAGAAGAGUUAUCCAUAAACAGCAAAAUGCCAACGUAAGUACAUUGUAUGAACAGCAGCCUUAUUGAAAGAGUCAAAAAGUUGUUGGAACGUCAUCAUCAAUAGGGUUUAAUACAAAGGGUCACUGAGUCAUGACUCGUAGGACGACGAGGAUGAUGGCAAACUGUAUACAAAAUACCUGUUGGAAAAUGUAUCUUUGUUCCUGUUUAAAUUAGGCCUAUGAAGAACAAAAUGUAUUAUAAGAUGGUUAGGAGAAUCCCUGCAAUCUGAUUGGUCAAUUACCGUGUAGUUAAUUUUACUGGAUGCAUGCAAUAUCAACACGAUAUAUGCAAUAUUGGACAAAAUAAAUGUAACCACAUAGCUCAGCAACUAAUUUGCUGAUAUCAUUACACUUGGACUGAAAUAAUUUAAUGCUACUUUUUCCAUGUAUGGGCAGGCACGUUAAGUGGCUAUGGUUUGGUGUAACUUGAAGGUGUUAUGUAAUAAUGAAACUAUAUCAGAUCCAUAAUUAAAUGCCUACCCACCCAAACUCAAAAAAUCUGGAGAAGUAGACUGAAUAAAUGAAUACAAACAGAAUUUGAGUGGAUAGAAUGGGUAAAACGGGAGGAAACUAUUUAGAGCUAAUUGUAUGCCAAUGGUACAAAUUCAAAUUUAUGUAGCCUUCAUCAUUCAAAAAUUAAUGCAAAAGAAUUAAUUUGGGUGUAUACAUUUUGUUUUCUCUGUUACAUUGACUUUUGGUUUGUAUUGCUAUGCACCUUAUGAUGCUGGUAGAAAAUAAAUUUUCCACUUUUUAUAUGGACCAGAAUGAAUAAAUUUUGAUUGAGGAUUAUUUUGUGAUAGGUGACUUUUCCUCAUGACUGAUUCUUUUUUUUUAAGUGAAUGAAGUUUGCGUGCAUUACAUAAAGCCCCAGACGUAGAAGUAAACUCCACUCCCUGUGUUUGAUACACCUAUUAGUAACUAAAAAGCUGAAUGGUAUCAAAUUAAAAAAUUACCUCUUAGUUUCAUGGAAUGUUCUACUUUACAUCCUAACUAAAAAGCUGAAUGGUAUCAAAUUUAUAAAUUACCUCUUAGUUUCAUGGAAUGUUCUACUUAACAUCCUACUGGUAAAUUGAAUUCAAACGAAAACAGAUUUGUAACCAAUGAAGAGCAAAGGAAAUAAAUGUGGUAAUGAAAUGUUUUGCAGCUGGAUCCUCUUAUCUAACUUGAGGAGUGCAAACAUAAGGGUAUUUCUCCUUCACCUGGAGCAAUGUGGUCACGUAUACAUGCAUAUAUAAAAAGGGUAAAUGUACAUGUAUGUGUAUUAUGUGUUGAAUAAUCUAUGUGCCGUUAUAUCAGAGUGUACAUACAUGUAUACAUAAUGGAGAUGAAAUCUUGUGUCUUUCGUUGUACAAGGAAGCUGGUCUUUCAUUUUUUCUUGUAUACACACCAUGAAUGUAUGUUUGAAUGAUAAUAAAUGCAAUGUGUUAUGAUGAAAUAUUAAAAUAUACUUGUCAUAGAGAUGAAAAGGGAA